Messenger RNA from Marmota flaviventris (yellow-bellied marmot), 1266 nucleotides. RefSeq names its product visual system homeobox 2 (gene Vsx2). Gene Ontology annotation, biological process: regulation of transcription by RNA polymerase II. The record is from RefSeq and is a predicted model, not a curated record. Gene Ontology annotation, molecular function: DNA-binding transcription factor activity, RNA polymerase II-specific; sequence-specific double-stranded DNA binding. Gene Ontology annotation, cellular component: nucleus. Lineage: Eukaryota; Metazoa; Chordata; Mammalia; Rodentia; Sciuridae.
GAGCAUUAGACACCGGAGGGGGCACCUGGGACCAACUUUGCCAAGCAGGGAGCCCGGUGGGGGGGUGGGGGGAGCAAAAGACCUGCAGCCUCAGCCCCUCCAAAGAACCGGGAGAUGACGGGGAAAACGGGGGAAGCGCUGAGCAAGCCCAAAUCUGAGACAGUAGCCAAGAGUACCUCGGGGGGCGCCCCGGCCAGGUGCACAGGGUUCGGCAUCCAGGAGAUCCUGGGCUUGAACAAGGAGCCCCCGAGCUCCCACCCGCGAGCUGCCCUCGACGGCCUGGCCCCUGGGCACUUGCUGGCUGCACGCUCCGUGCUCAGCCCUGCAGGAGUGGGCAGCAUGGGGCUGCUGGGGCCCGGAGGGCUUCCCGGCUUCUACGCGCAGCCCACCUUCCUGGAAGUGCUGUCCGACCCUCAGAGCGUCCACUUACAGCCACUGGGCAGAGCGUCGGGGCCGCUGGACAACAGCCAGACGGCCAGCUCGGAUUCUGAAGAUGUUUCCUCCAGUGACCGAAAAAUGUCCAAAUCGGCUCUAAACCAAACUAAGAAACGGAAGAAGCGGCGACACAGGACAAUCUUUACUUCCUACCAGCUAGAGGAGCUGGAGAAGGCAUUCAAUGAGGCCCACUACCCAGAUGUCUAUGCCCGGGAGAUGCUGGCCAUGAAAACGGAGCUGCCUGAAGACAGGAUACAGGUCUGGUUCCAGAACCGCAGAGCCAAGUGGAGGAAGCGAGAGAAGUGCUGGGGACGGAGCAGUGUUAUGGCAGAGUAUGGGCUCUACGGGGCCAUGGUGCGACACUCCAUCCCCCUGCCCGAGUCCAUCCUCAAGUCUGCCAAGGAUGGCAUCAUGGACUCCUGUGCCCCGUGGCUACUGGGGAUGCACAAAAAGUCACUGGAGGCAGCCGCCGAGUCGGGGAGGAAGCCAGAGGUGGAACGCCAGGCCCUGCCCAAGCUUGACAAGAUGGAGCAGGAAGAGCGGGGCCCCGACGCCCAGGCAGCCAUCUCCCAGGAGGAACUGAGGGAGAACAGCAUCGCAGCGCUCCGAGCCAAAGCUCAGGAGCACAGCACCAAAGUGCUGGGGACUGUGACUGGGCCAGACAGCCUGGCCCGGAAUGCAGAGAAGGCAGAGGAGGAAGAGGCCGUGGAAGAAGACAGGCCAGCCGAGAAGCUGAGUCCAUCACAACUUGAGGACAUGGCUUAGGUCAAGGGGCGCUCAGGCACCCAAGACUGUGUUCCUCUUGGCCCCUGUGGUGCGGGGAGGUUCUCU